This is a messenger RNA of Chroicocephalus ridibundus (black-headed gull), 8300 nucleotides long. RefSeq names its product pyruvate dehydrogenase complex component X (gene PDHX). Gene Ontology annotation, molecular function: acyltransferase activity. Gene Ontology annotation, cellular component: mitochondrion; pyruvate dehydrogenase complex. Bases 257 to 1768 code for a protein of 503 amino acids. Lineage: Eukaryota; Metazoa; Chordata; Aves; Charadriiformes; Laridae. The transcript has 12 exons. Gene Ontology annotation, biological process: pyruvate decarboxylation to acetyl-CoA. The record is from RefSeq and is a predicted model, not a curated record.
GGUCGGGAGGGUAGGAAAGGGCCAGCUGGAGAGGAGAUGCAGGCGCGCCCUGGGGGCGGGCAGGCAGGGCUAGGAUGAGCGCGGGGCUGUGCGUGGUAGGUGUUUGCUUCUAUCUGUGGCGAUAGAGGCCGUCAGUCCCGAGCAGGCGAGUGGCUGAGCGCCUACGGGUGGUGCUGCAGGAGGGCUUGCCGCUGUGUCAGGCAGUGAGAGAGACAGCCCCGGUCCUGGGGAGGGCAGGGAAGAGAGGAGAAGCAAGAUGGCAGCUUCCUUGCGGUUGAGCUGCGGCGGCAAGGGGGUGGCUAGGCUCCUGCUGAGGGGGCGGCCAGCUCUCGGCACCGGCGUGUCUUUCCCUGCUCAAGGAGGCUGGGGGCGCUUGCACGAGACCAGAGCGCUACGGGGUACACCUGGUAUUAAAGUUCUCAUGCCUGCACUUUCUCCUACAAUGGAACAAGGAAACAUUGUGAAAUGGUUAAAAAAGGAAGGUGAAACAGUGACUGCUGGAGAUGCACUGUGUGAAAUUGAAACAGACAAAGCGGUGGUUACCAUGGAAUCAAGUGAUGAUGGCAUAUUGGCUAAAAUACUGGUGGAAGAAGGAAGCAAAAAUGUACGCUUGGGCUCACUAAUCUGUCUGCUGGUAGAGGAAGGACAGGACUGGAAGCAAGUUGAAAUACCAGCUGAUGGUAGUGAUCCAUCUUCUCUUGCUCCACCAGCACCUGCGCUUACCUCAACACCUGCAGGUCCUUCAGUUUUAUCCCCUCCUAAACUGGACCGUGAACCUGGAAAAUUGCUGGUUCGCUUAAGUCCCGCAGCUCGCAACAUUGUGGAGACGCAUGGACUAGAUCCAAGCAAUAUUACACCUUCUGGGCCUCGAGGAAUCUUCACUAAAGAGGAUGCUCUCAAACUUCUGCAAGAGAAGCACAAGGGCAAACCCAGUGAAUUGAAACCUGUGGUUUCUCCAGCUCUUCCUCAGCCUACUGUGGUGCCUUCUGCUUCACAAGCAACAGCUGUGACUUCUGCUUAUCCAAGGCCGGCAGUUCCAUUAGUUUCCACACCAGGACAACCUGCUGCACCGGGCACGUUCACAGAAAUCCCAGCUAGCAACAUCCGAAGAGUUAUUGCUAAGAGAUUAACAGAGUCUAAAACUACUAUACCUCAUGCAUAUGCUGCUGCUGACUGUGAUAUUGAUGCUAUUUUGCGAUUAAGAAAAGAAUUGGCCAAAGAUGACAUUAAAGUAUCUGUAAAUGACUUUAUAAUAAAGGCAACUGCAGUUACUCUGAAGCAAAUGCCAGAUGUGAAUGUAACCUGGGAUGGAGAAGUCUGCAGGCAGCUGCAGUCCAUUGACAUUUCUAUUGCUGUGGCAACAGACCGAGGUCUCAUUACACCGAUCAUAAAAGAUGCUGCUGCCAAGGGAAUAAAGGAAAUUGCUGCCUCUGCAAAGGCUCUAGCAAAGAAAGCAAGAGAUGGAAAACUGUUACCAGAAGAAUACCAGGGAGGAUCUUUUAGUAUCUCCAAUCUGGGCAUGUUUGGUGUCAAUGACUUCACUGCAGUCAUAAACCCUCCGCAGGCCUGCAUCCUCGCUGUGGGCCGAGCAAGAGCAGAACUCAAGAUUGUGGAAGAUGAAGAAGGGAAUGAGAAACUUAAGCAGCAUCAACUCAUGACAGUGACUCUUUCAAGUGAUGGUCGGGUGGUAGAUGAUGGGCUGGCUUCAAAGUUUUUGGAGACCUUGAAAGCCAACAUAGAGAAUCCUAUGCGACUUGCCUUGUGUUAAACUCAGUGAAGAUUGCUGCUUGUUUUGACAACAUAGAUAACUGUUACGUACUUGACGUUUUUCCUGCAAUGUACUUGACGUUUUUCCUGCAAUGUAUUCCUUAUGAAAUAAAAUUUCUGUAAUAAAUCUUCCUACACGUAAUUCCUGAAAGAACUUGACUCUUGCAAAGUGAAUGCUCAGUGCUGUUUUCACCUAAUCCUUUUGUCCACAUGCUCAUCUCCAUCCAUACACAUUACAGUAGACACCCUUACUUCUACUGAUGAUCUGUCCCACUGGAUACAAUAGAACUUUAAAGUUGAGUAGGGAGCCAUAAAUAUGACAAAUAAUCCAAGAAACAAAGCCCGAUCAUGUCCUUUUAUGUGCUAUGUUGUACAGAAAGUUGCAUAUUGAUCACAUUAAAGUAUAUGCAAUUGCAGAGUGAGUAAAGGGGAAACUAAUUCAGAAUUGUCGGAACUAAGUGUCAUACUUGGAUGUGUCUUUCAUAUGCAAUAAUUUGUGCCAGAAGGUGAUGGAAAAUGAAGAAAAAGAUGACAUUGGGAUUGAUCUUGUAAUAGUUUUAUGGUGAUGACCUGUAGGUUUGAAAUUUAUUCUAUUUUUUUCAUUAUUUUUUACUUUCUUGGCUUUUAUUGUAUGACUUCUCAUUUUCCACUGAGUUUUUGUCCUGGAUUACAUCAGACCACAACAAAUACUUUUUCCUCCCUAAAGUCCACUGAAAAUGUUGCAUAUUAUUGUAAUUUUUUUGAAAGUGGUGGAAAUAACACACAUAGUAGCAAUGGAUGUGCAAUGACCAGUGCCAGAUGUUCAGAUGGGUCUGUCUCUUUCUGUCAGAAGUACUCAUUGCAAGCCCCUUUCAGUACCACUCAGUUUACCCUGGCAGUUUCAGAUACGGGUUAACUGGAGGAAGGUUACUCUACUUGUAUGUACUCUUCAGCUAUUUGUUAAAUUCAAGCUUAAGCUCAUUACUGUUUGUACUGCUGUAAGAUUAGUAAAUUAUUUAUUAGAUCACUGUACCAAUUACUUUAGUGAUGAGAGUAAGUUUUUCUGCCUUUUGUGUAGGUAAUAUUUCAACGUACCACUUUUAUGUUGUGGAAGGGCUGUUUUUCAGCCUCUUGUUCAUGGAUAAUCUGCCUUAACUGCUCUGAUUCAUACUAUUUUGUUCUUGAAAUUAGAGAAUUAUUUUUUUUUCCAAGGCUUUGAAAGAAAAUAUCACUUCACUUUAUACAAAGUACUGCGGCACAACUAAUAAAAUUUAACUAGCUGACUACCCGGUCUUAAUAUUUUUAUGAGUUUUCCAGAUCAGUAGAGAUUCUUACCUAGUGCAUCAUGGGUCAGAAACAAAUAGCUAUUAUUUCCUUUACCCUGAAGGUUGCUUAUAAGCAGUUAAGCGUUAUCAUUUAAGAAGUGUCCUAGCACCUGGAAUUUCCUGUUCCCCAAUAUCUAUUUGUAGACUGCUGUUUGUAUUUUCUUUUCUUUUUUUUUUUUUUGGUUUAAAGAGGUAUUGAAUUACAUGUGAAUAGUCACAUCGUGCUUUGGUAAGUAAGUAAGGUGGAAAAAUAUGGUUGUUCAGUGUAUGUUCUUGGUUUUUUGCUUACAAUGAUGAUGGUUUUUCAUUUUCCUUAAAGCUUCCAAGUGUUAGCUUGAAAUCAAAAGAAUAGUCCAAUUAAAUACAUAACGAAAGAAUAGUCCAAUGAAAGAUAGUCCAAUAAAAUGAGAAUAAUGUUUUGAUAACCCUUCCUAAGUAAUUUAAAUGUUCUGACCUUUUAGUUUUUGUGUACUAGGUUAAGUUUUAGAAACCUAUUUUAUGAAUGUUUCCUUUUUUAAUUCAGGCGAAUGGCAGAAUUGAGUAGAUUUCUCUGUUGGUUUUAAGAGGCAAGGCCAAACCCUUUAAGAGUGUGUCAUUUAAAUUGAAGUCCUGGCAGUCAUUUAAAAAUAUAUGAUAGCUAUAUACUGUUCUUGCAGAAGGAGGAGUAUAUCUAAGGUAUGACAUUGAUCUCAAGAUGCAAGGAAGAUGAGCAUUACUGCAGUAGCUUAAAGAAUGUAAAGAAGUAUCUUCAGUGUGUCUCCUGUCAGUUUUCUUUCUGACUGUAGUAAUGUAACAUGAAAAAUGAAACGUUCUACAGGAAAGUGCAUGAAGUGUGCUUUUGUCUUUUGCUGUAUUUUGUAAAUUAUGAAAAAUCUUAUCCAAAAUUUUUUUCCGAUAAAAUGUAUUAAUCAGCCUAAUUAUCUCUGCACAUAGAGCUGUUCACUGAAUCAUUCUUAAGCACUGACUCAUCAUUCAGCUCUGAUGUGCUCCUCACCGGUGGAUUUUCUUGGUAUAAGCUUUGAUGGUGCCACUGUUGUUGAUCAUUUCAGUCAAUGAAAGACUGUUUUGAAGGGAAUACUGAAAUACAGAAAGGCCAGCAGAGGGCAGACUGAGCAGCCCGGUUUUCUGAUGGUCUAGCUCUCUUUGGUUUUAAAGUGUUUCAGAAAGCACCUGACAUGAAUAAAGAAGGAAUAGUAAACACUAACUUGCCUUGAUUUGUUGGAAUUGGGAUCAGAUGGAAACCUUGGUCUGUGUAUGGCACUUCCUGCGGAACUGGAUCAUAGAAUCGUAGAAUAUCUCAAGUUGGAAGGGAUUCAUAAGGAUCAUCGAGUUCAACUCCCUAAAACUAAAUCAUAUAACUAAGAGCUUCAUCCAGAUGCUCCUUGAACUCUGUCAGGCUUGGUCCUUCCCUGGGGAACCUGUUGCAAUGUCUGACUACCCUCUCACUGAAGAAUCUUUUCCUAAUGUCCAGCCUGAACUUCCCCUUAUGCAGCUUCAUUCCAUUUCCUCAUGUCCUAUUGCUGGUCACUAGAGAGAGAAGAUCAGCAGCUCCCUUUCUGCUGCCCCCCUUGAGGAAGUUGUGGACUGCAGGACCUCAGCCUUCUCUUCUUUAACCUGAACAAACCAAGUGGCCACAGUUGCUCCUCAUAAGUCAUACCCUUGAGACCUUUCACCAUCUUGGUUGUUCUCCUCUGGACACACUCCAAUAGUUUGAUGUCCUUAUAUUGAGGCACCCAAAACUGCACACAGUACUCAGGGUUGAGCUUGCAGCAGUGCAGCGUAGAGUGGAACAAUCACCUGCCUUGACCAGCUAGCUGUGCUGAGCUGGAUGCACCCUAGGACACGGUUGGCCCUUUCAGCUGCCAGGGCACACUGCUGAGCCGUAUUCAAUGAUGUUUUAUUCCAUUUAUCCCUAAAAUGUUGAAGGUAUAGAGAGAAGAUUCCUCCAGGUCAGUGUAGCAAUUACAUCUGUUAUAGAUUAAAUAGAGAAAAAACUGAUCAGUUGAAAGGAGCUUUCAAUAUGUGCUUAGUUAAGCGUAAGUUUUAAACUUACAACUCUUGUAAUUUCUUUCUUUGUAAUCAUGCUUGAGUAAAGCAGGAGGAAGUUCAUGGUAGCCUGCUGGAGAUUUGUAGAAACAUGCUAACCAGUAAAUGUUCCAAGAAACACAGAAAUUUAGGAUUUGAGUGAAGACCCAUGUGUUGAUAAAACUGAGGUGCAAAUCAUUUACUGGAGCCUUGACUGGCUAUUUUGCAGGGUUACUUUACAAAAUCUGCCUAAUUUGUAUCUGUGAAAAGCCAUCGCUGUUUGCUUGAAUUCAGUUUGCACUCCUUCCCUUUGAUGUCACUUUGCUUUGUCUUGUAGGUAUCACAGUGGAUAAUUAUUCAGAUACAAUAACCAUAUUGUUCUUCCCUCUCUCCACAAUAAUUGUCUUACCUGGCAAGUUAAACAUUUGUGUCAUUAUGAGAAAUAACUGGCUGGAAAAUGAUAGACUUCUUGUUCAUUAGCUGUACUAAGGAAAGUGAUUCAUGCUAUGUCAAUGAAUCACAGAUUAGAGAUCAAGAGAAGAUUUUCUUUCAUACCUUAAAAGUUCUUCUCGCGUAGCCUAGACCUGGAUAGGAAGAAAGGGCAGCUAUGAACAUUUUUAUUUCUGCUCACUGUUGUAUGAAGUAUAUACUGAAUUGUUAGUGCAGCAGAUCUCUCUCCUGCAGUUUCAUGAUCUUUGCACUGUCUAUGUUGCGUUCGUUACCACUUGCUGUUCGCUUUGCUUUGCAGGGAUACGAGCAAUUGAACGUCGUAGGAUACGCUCUGUUAACCUAGUCAUCAACCAAUUCCUGUUUCAGCUGCCUAUCUUAAGAAAAUGUGUUGCAUUUGGCAACUCAGGUGUGCUUUUAAUUUCUUCCCUGCCAAAUAAAUUAUAAGAUCAAAUAUCCAUGGAGGCUGUUUGCUUGUGCAGAUGCUUGUACUUGCUGUGUCAUGUCCCAGUCUCCGUUAGCAGUGUGCACUGAGUUUUCUAGGUUUCAGCAGACAGCAUCACGCUGUUUCCUCUUCCUUGCGUGAAAAAUAGGAGCUAUAAGGAAUCCCUUGGUUGAUCAAGAAAGAAACUCUUCUUACACUCUUCAGAAGUGUGAAAGUUCUGUCUUAUAGUGUAAAUUUCAACCAAAUACUCUGAGUGCAAUACAUUGCUUACUCACUUGCUCAUUUUGGCAAGGAUUCUAGAGCACUUUUACUAUUCACUUCAUAGUACAAGCAAUACACAGAUUCAAAUGAAAUAACUGUCAUGCUUUUUUUUUUUCCCCACAUGAAUACUUAGAGAGACACGUUACGUACAGAAUUAUUUUGAAGUUAACUCAAAAAUGAAUUGGUUGUGUCUACAGAAAUUUAUCAGAUGUUAUAUCAUCUUGCGUUUCCCUGUUGACAUCUAUAGAAGAGUCACAGAAUUUUAAGGCAGAUUAGGAGUCCUUCAUCUGUCCAUUCCUAUUUUGAACCUAAUCUAGCUACCAUAGACUGCUAAGUAGGUGAUGUCUUACUCAAGCUAAUAACAAGGGCUAAAGAUUCUGAGUGACUCCCAGCCUGGAAGAGAAGGGACAAUUUGGGAUGUGCUAAAUUAUCCUAAACAGUGCGUUAUAUUUGUAUGCUGUCUGACAGGGUUCAACCACUCUGACAGCUGCAGAGGAAGGCCACAAACAGAGGGUCUAGGCCCUCUUACUGACAUGAACAAUACUAAUAAAGGAGAAGAAAUGUGAUUAUUGGCUCUUUUUCAAAAAAAAAUUUGUUAAUAGUUCCAUUCCAAUGCCUUUAGCUACAAUGCAGCUGGUUUCACUGACUCAAAGUCAAAGCAGAGGGUUGCAGUUUUACCACAACAGAACUGCUGCUGUGUUAAUACUUUUGUUUUCAAAGACGACAGCUUUUCGGUACUGUGUGUUGACAUAAUGAUUGUGUUAAUCAUUAGUCUGUGACACCCUUAGCUGUAUUCUUUGUUUUGGAAGGCAAUCCCUACUGGGCAGGGUAGAAAAGAUGAAAGUAAGUCAAAAGAAGUUAGUCUUUUUCACCUGUACUUGAACAUCCUACUUUGUGUAGUAUUAUAUCGAUUUUAUUGAUUAUCAAGGAAUGCCUGGGGGUUUUUUAAGCCAUAAAGCGUAAGCAGAUGAUCUCUGACCACGCAAUUGUCUCAAGCAAACUCUGAAGGAAACAAUACUUCAAAACUUUAAUGUUCCAUAACAAAUUUAAGAAAGGGAAUUUUACUUCUUGGACCUUCUUUUAAAGCAUCUGUGCAUACUUUGCAUGUGUGCCUGUGCACAUGUGUAUCUCUGUAUGUGCUGAGAUGGACUAGUAAAGAGGGCCAUCUGCUAUUUCAACCACACUUGUUAAAGCCUUUCAGAUCCAGGCUACGGGAUGAAGAAAGAGACAGGCUUCUGAAUUCCGCUGCUGAGGCUAACAUUUCUGCUUAAAUGUAUGUCAAUGUAUGGGCGUUGAGGUACAACACUGGGGGAGGCCUAAGAGAAACCUGCCCUGAUUACAUUUGAAGGAAGUAAUUGCAACAUUGCAUCUGUUGCUCAAACACAAGUGAUGUGACAGUUGAAAUGAUAGCGAGGAGCAAAUACUCUUGGCUAAGAGAGAUACCCUGAAGAAUCUGUGAAGCGAUCCCUUAUACGUACCUCAUGACAGCAUUUGGGGGGAAUGUGGUGGUGGAAAGAGUUAUCUUGUGUGGGAAUAAUGUGUCUAGUGCUUGUGGAGAGGUUUUAAACAUUUAUUUUUGUUAAAAAAUAAAAAGACAAUCAACUAACCAAGCAAAGCCCGCAACUGUUGCCAAAUAUGUUACUAAGUUUGUUGAGAAAUCUAUGAAUCCAGACAGGGAUAUUUUAGAGAUCACAUCGUAUUAAGACUGAUUUAGGUAAAAGCUAAGCCAUUUUUUUCUCUGUGCUUUUCUAAACCUGAGCCUUAUUUAAUUUUUAAGCUGUUUAAUGUGGUGAUUGUCUGCUUGUGGAUGUGUACUAUAGCCACCUCAGUAGUGUGUGUGUGUAUACCAUUUAUAUCAAAGUAACUAGCCAUGGAUGGUAACUACACAUUUAUUUUCAUUUCAGAAUUGACUAGAUAAGCAUCAAUGCCACUGGAAAUGCCAUGCUAAACAAACAAACAAAGAAAAAAAAACCAACUACUGAAGAGCGAUAUUAGUGGGCAGUGUUUGCUCCCCUGGGGUAAUAGUUUGCCUAACAAGUGACAGAAAACAA